Messenger RNA from Oncorhynchus gorbuscha (pink salmon), 1258 nucleotides. RefSeq names its product Golgi pH regulator-like. NCBI's taxonomy places the organism in Eukaryota, Metazoa, Chordata, Actinopteri, Salmoniformes, Salmonidae. The record is from RefSeq and is a predicted model, not a curated record. Gene Ontology annotation, biological process: intracellular pH reduction. Gene Ontology annotation, cellular component: Golgi cisterna membrane. Gene Ontology annotation, molecular function: voltage-gated monoatomic anion channel activity. The transcript has 6 exons. The coding region runs from base 1 to 603 and encodes 200 amino acids.
AUGACGACAAGCCUGACCUCUCCCCUCUGUGUGGCCCCAGAACGGAUUGAAUACUCAAAGACAUUCCAGGGGAAAUGCUUCAACUUCCUGGGUUAUUUCUUCUCCAUCUACUGUGCAUGGAAAAUCUUUAUGGCCACCAUUAACAUUGUGUUUGACCGUGUUGGGAAGACUGAUCCAGUGAUUCGAGGGAUUGAGAUCACUGUUAACUACCUAGGCAUUCAGUUUGAUGUAAAGUUCUGGUCUCAGCACAUCUCCUUCAUCCUGGUGGGCAUCAUCAUCGUCACCUCUAUUAGAGGCCUUCUCAUCACACUCACCAAGUUCGUCUAUGCCAUCUCCAGCAGCAAGUCCUCUAAUGUUAUAGUGCUGGUCCUAGCUCAAAUCAUGGGGAUGUACUUUGUCUCGUCCGUUCUCCUCAUGAGGAUGAGCAUGCCUCUAGAGUAUCGCUCUACCGUGACCAAGGUGCUGGGCGAGUUGCAGUUUAACUUCUAUCGCCGAUGGUUCGACGUCAUCUUCCUCGUCAGUGCCCUCUCCAGCAUCCUUUUCCUCUACAUCGCCCACAAACAGGCUCCCGAGAAGCACAUUGACCCCCUGACUCCACUUUGAACUUGACCCUUUACCUGGAAGCUCAGCUGGCAUAACAGAACUGAACAUUGAGUCUGUGGGGAUUUAGAUUCUCUUUUUUAAAUCUCUGGUCCGUCUGUGUGGUGGCGAGAAGAAGACGUUUUGCCUGUGUUUCCUGAAUCAGGAAGGGCCAACGCUUGGCCAUGUGGACCAUUGGUGUCAGGGGGAUUCAAUGGAAGGGGAAUUGGUGCCAUGGAACGCUGGACUAAUGUUGCGGUGAACGUGGGGAGGGGGGAUGACUAAAACAAUGUGGAUGUGUCAUCGUGCUGUUGAGCCGUUGGACACAGGUUCUGUCUAGCCUUAAAUGAAUCUGACCACAGGAGAACUGCAUAGUAUACAGCACAGACCAGCUUCACUGCAAACACUAGCUUUGUUGUAUGAAUGGGUUGUAAAGACCAUCACUACCUGAAGUUUACACUCUAUUUUUGACAAACAGAAUACUCAAAAUUAAAGAGGAAAUGUAUCCCCAAUGUCCAUGAUGCUAUUUGCUAACAUCAUUCAUGGUGUCCAGUAUGUACAUGUACCUAGGGUGGUUUGUUGGUGAAUGUGUGCAAAUAUCUACUGUACUCUACUGUGCUUUCACACAGGUGGGAAAGCUACAGAAUAAACCAAUUUAUGUGGUUAUUAGUUCCUCCGU